Molecule: messenger RNA, 3211 nt
Organism: Thamnophis elegans (Western terrestrial garter snake)
Lineage: Eukaryota; Metazoa; Chordata; Lepidosauria; Squamata; Natricidae
Gene: TTC34
Product: tetratricopeptide repeat domain 34
Exons: 7
Coding region: 1-3198 (1065 amino acids)
Molecular function (GO): protein binding
Source: RefSeq, a predicted model, not a curated record
AUGAUGAGUGAAGGUCCUUCAACGCUCUGGAGAUCCCAAGAUCAAGCCAGAGAUUUCUUCCAGGAAGGGGAUUGGCAACUAGCCAACGGUGACUUCCCGUUGGCCGCUGCCUUCUAUGUUGCUGGAUUCCUCCUCUGCGCCCCCAUGGCCAUCAACAAGCUGGCUUCUCUUGAGAAGAAGGACCAAGCCAUCAUAGUCACCAUCUUGGAGAGCUGGUGCCGAGGAGAAAGCCCCAUCCCAAAGCUUGGGAACCAUCCUUCCAACCCGCCGCUGCUCAACGCCGCAAGGGCGGCUGCUUUCCUCCUGGCCUUUGACCCACACAACAUGGACGCCUUGCUCUUCAACAUGGACGCUGCGCUGAAGGCGGGCCACCCCCUCCGCGUGGCCAGCCAGUGUGGCUCUCUCAUGGAGGUCCACCCUUGCGUGGAGCUGGUCCUUACCCAUGCUUUGGCCCUGGUGCUGUCCCAAACGCACCUCCGAGAUGGGGUCGCCAAAUACCUCAGGGCCUUCGCGGAAAGCCGGACUGAGACCGUGACGUUCAUGAGCCGAAGACAGGGGAGAUACCUGCAGAAGGUCAUUCAGGCUUGUUUGGGCUGCCUCUCCCUUCCAGACAACUGUCCCGAACUCAUCCGGGAAGAUCUUUGCUAUGACUUUCUGGCUGCCAUAGCUCCCGAGGACCUCCGGGUCUGCCCCAUUCAGGUCCGGCGUCUUUUCGAGCGGCGUAUGUAUGAGGAAUGUGUGUCCCUCUCCAGCAGGGCCUUAGAGGCCUUCUCCUCCAGCGGUUCGCCCAGCGGCCAAGAGACCUCAAGUCUUCUACUGCACCGAGCUGCGGCUUUCUUUGCCAUCGGAGGCCACUUGCCGGAGAUGCUGAAGGACCUCAAGGCUGCCUUCGAAGCUCACCCCAAGCUGGCUAAGAGCGUCUUCGAAGACCUCUUCACUCCAGGAGAGGCGGAAAGGAUCGAGAAGCACACCCGGACAGUCCUGGAGGCGGAUUUUGCUGCUUACAAAGAGGCCGUCCGUGUGAGGGAUGAAGUCCGUAGCAACGGCGGGCAGGAGUUGAUUCCUCUCGUUCUCCGAACGCUCCAUUUCCUGCUCCAGAUCGCCCCGGGGUCCCUGCGAGAACUGAACGUCCGCCUGGCCGAUUGCUACCUCUUAGAAGGCAACAUCUCGGCCUCUUUAGAAGUUUGCGACCGUCUCCUCUCCGCCGCAGAAACCACGUACCGAAACACCCUUCUGGCGCAGCGUGGUUUCUGCCACCUUCAUGCCAACCGCCAUCCGGAAGCCCUCCGAGACUUCCAGGCGAUCCUCGAAGACCUCACACCGCAUCCGAGCAGCUGCGUGAAGGCUCUGUGUGGGCGAGGCCUGCUGCGAGCCUGGGCUGGCCAGCCGUAUCUCACCGCCUUGGAUUACCUAACCGCCUGCGGACUCCGGUUCGAGGAGACGGGCUUUGCGAUCAAGGCCUACGUCCCGUGGAACCAGAGAGGGUUCCUCUUGGUCAACCUCCAGGAGCAAGUCCAGGAGAUGCUGGAGACGAAGGAGAAAGUCCGUCGCAGGCCCGAGGACUGGUGGGAGAAAUCAGGAUGGCUGGACAGGCUCCAGAAGGAUGGGGAUUCCUUUGGGAUCCACCCACUGGCUUCUCUGCUCUUGCAACUGGAAAGUUCAGACACUUGGUCGAGGCUGCUGUGCGCCGAUGCUUUGUACCAACUGGAUCGCCUGGAAGAGAGUCAGCAGAUCCUGUGGGUGGCUCUCUCAAAGCACUCCGAGAAAUCCCCUGUCCUGGCCAGGCUGGCUCUCCUGCGGCUGAAGGAAGGCCGCGUGGAAGGUUGCAAUCAGUACUUGAAGAGGAUGCUUGAGACAAGAAAUCUGUCCCACCUGAAGAGCUUCGUGAAGGUUUUAAAAGAAGACGACCGAGCCCUGUGGAAAAGCCACUGUCACACCAGGGCGGUGACCAUCCUGAAAAAUAAACCAGGGGAGCCUUAUCUGAAGGAAGCCAUCGCUUAUCUCUCUUUGGCCAUCACCGCAGACGGGGUUAACGCUGCCGAUUGCCUUCUGUUGCGCGCCCAUUGUUACGGCCUCCUGGGGCAAAAGAAGACCGCCAUAUUUGAUUUCAACACCAUCUUAAAAGAAGAUCCGAGACACACCCGGGCACUUUGUGGGAAAGCAUUCAUCCACCUGGCCCUGGAUCAGAAGGAGGAGUCAACCCAAGAUCUGAUCUCAGCCCUCCGAGGGGAUCCAGCCUCCGCCAUGGCUGAAAUCGGCUCUCUAAAGCCGGACGCUCAAGUCCGGAUCCGCUCUUGGCUGCGGGAACACUGCAGGGACGCGCUGACAGACCUUGGCGAUAGACAAGACCCACUCGCCACGGAGACCUUGGAGACGCUCUCCAAAGUGGCAGAAUCGUUGGCGGAAAUGGACCACCAGGACAGUGAAGCUCACAUGCUGUGGGUCGACCUCCAGAUCGCGAAAGGAAGACCCAAGAUGGCCCUGUCGUAUCUCCAAAGGACAUUCGGACAAAGAGAAUCCAGCGACGCCGUCAACUCCCGGCUGGGGAUUCUGCAAGCGGUGUUGGGCAACUUAAACGGGGUCCACAUUUUGGCUACUUUAGCUGGAAAGGAAUACAAAGACUUGGAGCACCUGAUGGGGUUUUUAGAUGCCAGCCAGCGGCAAAAUCUUGCUCAGGUGGCAGCCAGAGAAGCGAAGGUAAUGAUGAAGGACCAAUGCCCCCUUGGCGCUGUGAAAUAUCUCACUUUAGCCACCUUGGCGAGCCACAAUAACCCCCAAUACCUUCGCCAACGUGCCACUUGCUGGACCCAGUUGGAAGAUUACCAAAGUGCCCUGGCAGACAUCCAGAAAGUGGUCCAGAAACAUGGGACAAACAGCUUGAAAACUCAGAUCAGUGAUUUCUGCACCUCAGCCUUCCUGCUCUUAGCCACUUCGGAGGAAGAGCUGGCUGUAAAACAAUUUAUUCACGCCUUACAGCUUGAAAGUUCCUUGGCCCUUAGCCACGUCCUUGCUGACCACAGGAAGGAGGAAAUGUCCAAAGCCUUCCUACGGACUGCCCGAACGUAUCUGGCAGCGGGACGUUAUGAAGAAGCCUGGACCACUACAAAAUUCGGCCUCCUGGUUGACCGGAACAAUCCUGAGCUUCAAAAGCUAAGAGCCAGAAUGAAUCGGCAGGCCUCUGGUUGCAAAAUUCAAUAAUUCCUAUUUCUAC